UAGCGGGCGCGUGGCCCGCGCGCUGGGGACGUCAGUGGAAGGCGAGCUGGCGAGCUGCGCGUGUGGCGGGGAUUUGCUGUGAAUAAAAGGAGGAAAAGCGAAACGAAGAGUGUGUGAUACGGAGGAAUCGCAGAGCAGAAAAGGAAUCACUUCCCCUCGCGGUGCCUGCUGCGUGUGUGCUGUGCCAAGCCCGGGCCAAGGCACUUUCUUUGGCGUCGCUCUUUUUCUCGGAUUGUUUUCUGUCGUGAGCGAUCAGGCAGAAGAAAUGUCCGCUUUUCCUCAGCUGACUUACCCCCAGUACGCGGGCAUGAGCGCGAGCCAGCCGGCGGUGCUCUCCACCACGUCCUCCCGGGGUGGCGCCUCGGACAUCGGCGCGGGUCAGUCGGCGGCGCCCGCGUCUGUCACGUCCGUGCUGGGCGUGUACUCGAACCCGUACGCGGCUCACGGCUACAGCGCGUUCCUGCCCUACUCCAGCGCGGACCUGGCGCUCCUCUCGCACCUGGGUGCGCAGUAUGAGCUUAAGGACAACACCGGAGCGCAUCCGUCCAGCUUUGCAGCCCAUGCCACUGCAGCCUUUUACCCCUAUGGACAGUACCAGUACGGAGACCCCAGCAGGGCUAAGAGUGCCACCCGCGAGACCACCAGCACCCUCAAAGCCUGGCUCCAGGAGCACAAGAAGAACCCGUACCCCACCAAAGGGGAAAAGAUCAUGCUGGCCAUCAUCACCAAGAUGACCCUCACCCAGGUCUCCACCUGGUUCGCCAAUGCCAGGAGGAGGCUCAAGAAGGAGAACAAGGUGACGUGGGGACGGAGCGCGGAGGACAGGGAUGGCAAAAUAUUUGACAGCGACAACGAAGGGACCGCCGAGAAAAACGAGGACGAGGAGAUCGACUUGGAAAGCAUAGACAUCGACAAGAUCGACGACAACAACGACGAGCAAAGUAACGAGGAUAACGACGAUGAUGAGGAUGACGUUCUUCAUGGUGAUGGUGAGGAUGGACUGGACGAGGGACGGGAGGGGGUGGGGAGAAGAGAGCCACUGGCACUGCCUCUCGAAGCGCGAAAGGAAGCAGAAAAGUCCAAGCACAUCGUUUCCACGAGCAGCGAUCAGUCCGGUGACAGAAGCACGCGAGUGCAGUCUCCUCGCGGGCAAGGCGGCUGUCCGCUCCCUGCAGGCGCUAAGCCUAAAAUAUGGUCCUUAGCGGAGACUGCGACCUGCCCCGAUGGCCCCCACAAGUCGGCGUUGCCCCCCGCGCCGCCCGGCCACGCCCCCCUGCCCGCCCCGCACCCGGCCCUCCUUCCAAGCCACGGAAUAUACACGUGUCCCAUUGGGAAGCUGCACGGCUGGACCGGCGCCGCACUGCUCGGCCCAAACGCCCUGUCCGGCAUGAAGUCGUUCGUGGGAGCGGACCACGGCCACGCGUACGGUCACGCGCCGCGGCUUCCGGCCUCGGGCGCCGCGCCUGGCGUGGUGGCGCGAGACGCCGGCGAGCGCGGCUCGGGCAGACUCAGUCCGGAACUCCGAGAUCGGGAACGUCAGUCCCCGCCGCAUCCCACAAAGACGUCCUUUCACCGCGUCCACGAGAGAACCCAGAAAGAAGCGCAGCGGCUUUUACGUCCACCUGUUCUAACAGCUCUCACAUCCACCUGAUGAAGAUGUUAUUGUUAUUAUUAUUAUUAUUAUUAUUAUUAUUAUUAUUAUUAUUAUUAUUAAGAAGAAGAGCCUUAAAUGCCUGACAAGAACAUUCUCAAU
Scleropages formosus (Asian bonytongue) is the source of this 1753-nucleotide messenger RNA. It is a transcript of the gene irx1b, whose product is annotated as iroquois homeobox 1b. Gene Ontology annotation, biological process: neuron differentiation; regulation of transcription by RNA polymerase II; cell development. The record is from RefSeq and is a predicted model, not a curated record. Gene Ontology annotation, molecular function: DNA-binding transcription factor activity, RNA polymerase II-specific; RNA polymerase II cis-regulatory region sequence-specific DNA binding. Gene Ontology annotation, cellular component: nucleus. Bases 266 to 1651 code for a protein of 461 amino acids. The transcript is spliced from 4 exons. NCBI's taxonomy places the organism in Eukaryota, Metazoa, Chordata, Actinopteri, Osteoglossiformes, Osteoglossidae.